Messenger RNA from Oncorhynchus masou masou (cherry salmon), 687 nucleotides. Its product is annotated as butyrophilin-like protein 1. The annotation marks the transcript as partial. Gene Ontology annotation, cellular component: external side of plasma membrane. The transcript is spliced from 11 exons. Gene Ontology annotation, biological process: regulation of cytokine production; T cell receptor signaling pathway. The record is from RefSeq and is a predicted model, not a curated record. Gene Ontology annotation, molecular function: signaling receptor binding. Lineage: Eukaryota; Metazoa; Chordata; Actinopteri; Salmoniformes; Salmonidae.
GUGCUGUAUCCCAGCCAGUGAUCUCUAUUGUUGGAACUAAAGGCUGGGGGGUGGUCCUGAAGUGUGAGUCUGGAGGCUGGUUUCCUGAACCUCAGAUGGAGUGGCUGGACAGUUCUGGAACCUUCCUCCCUGCUGAUGGACCUCCAGAGAGACACAGAGACUCAGAGGACCUCUACGCUGUGAGACAACAUGUCACUGUGAACAAGACUGACACCAACAGGUUCACCUGUAGAGUUAACCAGACGGAGAUCAACCACCUGAAGGAGACUGAGAUUCAUGUCCCAGAUGAGGUGUUUCCUAAAUCACAAGUAGGGUUGAUUGUUGGUCUACUAAUAGCAGCAGCAGUUGUAGUUCUUGCAGCUUCAGUUGGUGUCUACAUGUGGAGAAAACAUACAGAGAAGAAGCGUAGAGAACUACUGGAAGAACGAGUUAAGAAGCUUAGAGAAGAUUUUGAGGAACAAGUGAAGAAGCUUGGAAAAGAUUCGGAUGAAACAGUGGAGCUUAGACAAGAAUUGGAACAACAAGUGAAGAAGCUGAGAGAAGAUUUUGAAGAACAAGUGAAGAAGCUGAGAGAAGAUUUUGAAGAACAAGUGGAGCUUAGACAAGAAUUGGAACAACAAGUGAAGAAGCUGAGAGAAGAUUUUGAAGAACAAGUGAAGAAGCUGAGAGAAGAUUUUGAAGAACAAG